AUGGAUAGCGCACAAAAUACUUUGCAUUCCAUUGAGCGGUUGGUCGGCCGGUUGAAGCUACUUCCACUGAUCGAAAGUUGCGAAAUGGUUUGGCCUAAUAAAUUUGACUUAGAGUUGAUACUUCCGACUUAUGAAGAGGAUCUCCUUAUGCUAGAUAAAAGUAUCGCGAUUUUCUUGGAACAAAUUUCUGACAAUCAAAGCGUAAGUUUAUUCUAACUACAAAAUUAAUUAAUACAGUUUUGAAUUAUUCAGUUUCAGACUUUAUUGAUUGUUUGUUUAUACGAAUCGACUGCCUUCAUUUUAUCUGAAGAGCUUGCUGAAAUCCAAAAAGCAAUUCGAAAAAAGUACAUUUGGGAUUACCUAUUAAUGGAAUUAGACGGAAAAUUGAUUGUUGACAAAUUGUACAAACAUUACAAAAAACUGUUGUUGUGCGCCGAUUGGUUCUACAAUUUUGGAGACCUUACAAGCUUCUGGAAUUUCACAUGGGAUCUACUCGAGAAAGAAGCAAUCGAGUAUACAUUUUUAGAUAGAGACCUUGUUGAUUUGAUUGAAAAAGUAUGUUUCAAAUUGUUGAAAUCAUCGUCCGUUCAGCUGUGUAUCAAAGGUGUAACGAUCAUAGAAGAAUGCAUCUACCGAACACGAGGUCGUGCACUUGUAGACUACGAGACGGUGUACGGUGAACUGAUGACCCAAACUUGGCGUUUAUUUGAAGAUGACGAACGAAACCAGCAAAUAUCGAUUGUUCUACUCGCUGCUCUGCUGGAAUGUGUCAGAAUUAUUGAAGUUGAUAAAAAUCAGCUUGGUAGUCUCAUCAAGGAUUUCAGAUGUUGGAGUAAGGCUGACGCUUUGAUGGAAAUUUUAGUGCAAAGCUUGGAUAGCUGUAAAGACGCCGUUAAAACCUUGUUUCUGCUCGAGCAGAUAGUUAUUUUGCUGACAAUUGAUCAGCCGAAUAUUCGUUUUACACAGUUUUCUGAAAUAGAGGCUAAUAACGAUAGAACGAAUAACGUAGAUACAAAAGAGUCCUACAUGGUGAGUGUAAUGGAUAAAAGUGACAAAUUUAAUACAGUUAUUCCCGAUUGGUUGUAUAAAGUGCACAGAAGCACUAGCGGUCGUUUUCAUCGCUGGUCGAUGAAGCUUUUGGAGACUAUUGUUGUGGAGGUUGAGAAGAUUGAGAAUAGUAACACCGCGCCAUUCCAGACAUAG
This is a messenger RNA of Sabethes cyaneus, 1203 nucleotides long. RefSeq lists its product as uncharacterized. The transcript has 2 exons. NCBI's taxonomy places the organism in Eukaryota, Metazoa, Arthropoda, Insecta, Diptera, Culicidae. The record is from RefSeq and is a predicted model, not a curated record.